AUGUCGACUAGUACGAUCCCAAUACCCCGCGACCCAACUGAUGACGAGGCUCUUGCCUUGUUCAAGACGGUAGAGGAGAAGUUUCCUUCAAGGUCACUUGGAGGUGACAAGUGGUAUGUCCUUCUGCUUGCGUCAAUCGUUGGCGGCGGACAGCCCGGCUUCGCGCCCCUGCUCUACAAGGAGCUUAUCAAGCGACCUGAAUACCAGACACCCGAACACCGCCAGGCUUUGAUGCGAAGAAUACGCGAGACACUGUUCAAGCUCAUCGUCAUUGUGGGUGUGUGCAAGCCACUGGAAGCCAUCUUCGACAUCGAUGCAAUUACCAAGCCAGAGGACAAGGACUAUACAUUCUCAAGGUAUAGGAUCAGAAACAAUCAGCACGCAAAUGUGAAAACUGACAGCAGGGCAGAGAAGGAUGGCAAUGUGAUGAGGCGAACUCAAAACGUGGUGCAGCAUGGCAAGGUCGCUUGUACCAGCACAACCAAGAAGGCAUCGAUAAUGUAUUGGACGAGCAAGCAAAUUACCUACGGACUCUAUCUGUCCGAUCACAGCAUUCUCAAUGACGUUGAGACCGAGCUCACUGUACUCAGCGGCAUCAUGAUUCAGAAUCUACCCAGAGAAACCGCCUGGCAUUUACGCGGCACCAGGCGCAUUGGCGUUAGCAGAGAUGACGUUGAGACGAUCCAACAAUGCAUCGAGCUUGUCGCCAAUUUCUGUGGCUUACGACUGCACAAGGUACCAAGGGUCGCGGAUAUUGAGCAUGAAGUCUAA
Alternaria burnsii is the source of this 771-nucleotide messenger RNA. RefSeq lists its product as uncharacterized. The record is from RefSeq and is a predicted model, not a curated record. NCBI's taxonomy places the organism in Eukaryota, Fungi, Ascomycota, Dothideomycetes, Pleosporales, Pleosporaceae. The coding region runs from base 1 to 771 and encodes 256 amino acids. The transcript has 4 exons.